Pararge aegeria (speckled wood butterfly) is the source of this 1264-nucleotide messenger RNA. RefSeq lists its product as uncharacterized. Gene Ontology annotation, cellular component: membrane. Lineage: Eukaryota; Metazoa; Arthropoda; Insecta; Lepidoptera; Nymphalidae. The transcript is spliced from 2 exons. The record is from RefSeq and is a predicted model, not a curated record. Bases 48 to 923 code for a protein of 291 amino acids.
UAUCAUUAACCGCUAAAGUGAGCUGUCUUCUUGUCUGCGAUAUCAAAAUGGCCACAAUAGAUUUAUCAAACCCAACCGUUCAAACAUAUAUUCUGUAUUCAGCGAUAUUGGCGUUGAAAUUAUUGGCAAUGGGAACACUGACGUCUCUGUUGCGGAUAGGAAGAGGGUCUUUUGCGAAUCCCGAAGAUGCAAAAGCUUUCAAAGGGAAGGUGAAAUUAGAUGACCCAUUAGUGGAGCGAACACGUCGUGCUCAUCUCAACGACCUGGAGAAUAUUCCUGCCUUCUGGAUUUUGGGAGCAUUGUAUUUGACAACUGGACCGAGCGCGGCGUUGGCUACUCUUUUAUUUCGGGUUUAUGCAGUGUGCCGGGUCAUUCACACGCUGGUGUACGCUGUGAUCCCAUUACCUCAACCGGCUCGCGGAGUUGCAUACAUGAUACCGUAUGUGAUUAAAUGGUACAUGGGUGUCCAAAUUGUGCUGCAUUAUUUAUCGGCUCCCGCUGUGCGGUCUUACAUCGUAUAUUCCGGUAUUCUCGCUCUUAAAGUACUGGGCAUGGCAGUGUUGACGGGAAGAGUUCGGUACAGGAAAAAAGUAUUCGCGAACGUGGAGGACACAAAAUCGACCAAGGGAAUUGUUAAAUACGACGAUCCAGACGUCGAGAGAGUUCGACGCGCCCAUCUAAACGAUUUGGAGAACAUCCCUGCGUUUUGGUUGCUGGGUGCGUUAUAUCUGACGACUGGACCUUCCGCAGAGUUAGCUACACUUCUGUUCAGGGUUUUUACGGCUGGUCGUAUUAUACAUACCAUUGUUUACGCCAUUAAACCAUUACCGCAGCCGGCGCGCGCUAUCGCGUAUGGAAUUCCUUAUCUAAUUAACUGGUUCAUGGGAGUACGGAUUAUCUCUCAUUAUAUCAACGCACUAUAAACGGCAAGAUAGAAACGGUUUGGAGAUGGAAUUUCGUCGAUUACUUGAUGUUAAAAUGGUUAAGUGAAACGUCAUCACUACAGUUUGAAUGAUAAUUGAUAACAGGAUACUUAUGUAAAUAAUUAUGAACAAAAUAACAUCGUAGGUAUCUAUUGACGUAACUGUACCUAAUCAAUAGUAUGCGAUACGUGUUUCUAUCCUGAAAACCAUUUCGUAGUGUAUGCAAGAGAUUUAUACAUAAACUUUUUUAUUAUCUUUUAGGUAUGUAGGUAGGUAACUACUUCAUGUAAGAAAAUGUUUAUUAUCUUUAUAAGGAAUAAAAUACAAUCGAUUGAUGUUGU